AUGCAAUCUAAAAAAGAAGUUGGAACUAUACUUGAUCAACCUGGAAAAUCAGUACCACCACGUAAUCUAACUCUGGUACCUCCACCUCAUCGACAAUGGACUAGUGGGAUUUGUUAUUGUUGUAAAAAUAGGGAUUGGGGUUGUUUUGCGGUAUGUUGUUACUUCUGUCUAUUAAAUCAACUGACAAAAGCAAUGAAUGAAAAAACGUGUUAUCCAUGUUUACCAUGGUGUGGAUUAGUAGGAUUGAGAAUGAAAAUGCGAACAACUUAUGGAAUAGAGGGUGAUGGAUGCAAAGAUUGCUGUCAACUAUGUUUCUGUAAUGGUUGUGUAGCAUGUCAAAUGCAUUAUGAAGCACAACAAAUUGGAAUUAUAGAAAAGAAAACCUGUUCAGAUGCAUGUAAUCAAUGUUGUGUAUGUUAUAGAUAA
Molecule: messenger RNA, 426 nt
Organism: Schistosoma mattheei
Lineage: Eukaryota; Metazoa; Platyhelminthes; Trematoda; Strigeidida; Schistosomatidae
Source: the annotation of a GenBank genome assembly